Thrips palmi is the source of this 1939-nucleotide messenger RNA. RefSeq lists its product as uncharacterized. The coding region runs from base 452 to 1801 and encodes 449 amino acids. Gene Ontology annotation, molecular function: protein binding. NCBI's taxonomy places the organism in Eukaryota, Metazoa, Arthropoda, Insecta, Thysanoptera, Thripidae. The transcript has 4 exons. The record is from RefSeq and is a predicted model, not a curated record.
GGGUAUUUCGAUGAUUAUGGCUCCUUCGUGCCCCAGGUUGCCGUGCUCGGCACGGCACAAAGUCCCCUUCGGCUCCGGCCGCUCGGCACUCUUCGGCACCGCUCGGCUCGGCCGCCAGGGGGACCUGCGCGGCGGCGAUUUGUGGUCCCGUAUCAAGACGUGGCAACACUGCCCCUCUGGCACGGUGGAGGGAUCGGUCGCCGGGCGCUUUCUGGUUCGGGUCCCUCCGGACGCAGUUCGGGCGCGCUCGGGCGCUCUCUACUCGGACGAGUCUGGCGUUGGUCUAAGCUUCGCUGUCCGCUGCAACCACUCUGCCCUCUGCCCUGCGGCGAGCUUCAACUUUCCCCGGAAAAGUAUCCAAGCUAUGUGACUGCGACCUGGCCCACUUGGUAGUGAUCACAGUGAGUGUGUGUGUGUUUUCCUGCAAGCGGAAGGAACUGCAGGAGUCACGAUGGACGCGCUCCCCGACGAGCUGCUGCUCAUGGUGCUGGGCCGCGUGGACGACGCCCUGACGCUGCUCGAGGAGGUGCCGCUGGUCUGCAAGCGCUGGCACCGCCUGUCCCAGGAUCCCCGUGCUUGGCGCAGCGCCUCGGUGCUGAUCGAAGGUUGCACCUACUACGAGAACUCCUACAAGGGCGAGCAUGAGAACCACGCCGAGAUCCUCAACGCAGCGCGCGUCCUCGUCCACGCGCCCGCACUCCGUCACGUCUCCUUCGGCUGGUACAGCGCAUCACCAGGUCCCUUCUCGUGCAGCUUCGACAAAGAGAUGAUGACCUCUGCACUGGCCCGCUCGAAAGCUCAAGUCCACGAGAUCGAGUUUCCUCAGCCCGACAUGCUGGAAGGCAGUGGGUUGGGUUACCCCGACGACCCUUUGGAAGAUAUGAGUCCGGAAGAACUUUCUCUACUUGUCGAUUUCCUGUCGAGGAACAGGAAACACGUCCGGUACCUUAAGCUGGGCCACAUGCUGCAAGCUGGGACGCAGUUCCAGCGCGCGUUGGGGCAGUGCGAGAACCUGGAGGAGCUGCACCUCAUGCUGCCUGACGGCUUCCAGUACCAGGGAGAGCUGAGGGGACGACGGCUGCCGAAGCUCAAUCGCCUCACGCUCAAGUCUUGGUACAAAGUGGAGCACUGCCGGCCGUUUCUGAGAGAUCUCUUCGGCGCCGUGGCCCAGUCCGUGCGCCACGUGCGCUGCAAGGACUUGUGCCUCUCAUCCAAGGACGUCCUUGCCGAGCUGCCUCGGUGCUUGGAGUUGCGUAGCCUGCACUGUGGCGUCGAGGGAGUGGCUGCAGUCAAGACGCUGACCAGACUGCGCAGCCUGUCGCUGCGGAUACAGUACGCAGACCGCGACCAGCAGCGCGUGUUGUCCGCCGCGGAGCGCGGCUUGCGUGCGUGCGCCCCACUGCUAGACCUGCGCGUUCUGCGACUAGAUGGCGGUUUCGAGUACGGCGGCAAGUGGGGUUCGCAGCACAGCCAGGCCCUGGCCGCGCUUCUGCGGACCCUUGGGACCAAGACUCCCAACGUGACGCACCUCUCCACCAGCGGCAUGCUGACUCGGCAGGUCUCCCCUGAGACUGUGCUGGCUUUGCUCAAGUCCCUGCCCCGGCUUCAGUCCGUCCACAUCGACCGGUUCCGGUUUGACUGCCUCCCUGCUUUGGCGGAGGUCGGCAGGAUGAAACGGCUAUCCGGAGAAGUGAGUUACCGAGAGGGGGAAGGGGAUGGCUGCCGUGCCGCGGUUGAGCAGCUCAAGCGUCAGCGACCCGAUUUGGAUUGCAAGCUCUCUGAUCACCAGAGUUAUUAUUGAAAACGUUGCAAAUGACUGUUGCGGAUCGCUACCUCUAAUUUACAGAUAACUGCCGCGGAAGAGUGAGAAACAUUGAUUGGACUGGAUGUCAGUUGAACAGAACAUAAGUAAAUACAUAAGAUUUCGAUUUAGCUUGAA